AUGUCUUCCUUCAGCUACGAGCCUCUCGCCUCGCCAGACGAAAUCCGCGUCUUGGAUUUACUGCCCGGGCCGGGUCCAAUAUCAUGCCGAAUCAGGAAUGUUCGACUGUCUGACAAGCCACACUAUGAGGCAUUGUCUUACUGCUGGGGUACAGCAACCGGGCAGAAAAAUAUCUCUGUCAACGGGCAUGACUUUCCUGUUGGACCAAACCUCUACUCGGCUUUGAAGAAUCUGAGAGAGGCUAGUCAGUCCCGUUGCAUGUGGAUUGAUGCGGUAUGCAUCAACCAGACGGACAAUAACGAAAAGAACGUCCAGGUUCCUCUCAUGCGGGAGAUUUAUGAGACAUGUCAAAGAGCUGUUAUAUGGCUAGGGCCGUCGAACUUCCUGACUAGGAGAGCGCUUCGUGUGCUCAAGGUUCUUUUGGAAUACUCCCAUGCAUGGCCUCUUGGAUUUACCAGGGUUUCGGUGGAUUGCUGGAGACAUGCAGAGCAUAACCUCGGUCAAACCACUGGACGAACAGCAGCGAGCGACAGAAGACUCGAUGAGAACUGGUUCUGGGACAGAAUCUAUGAUGCCUUGGCAUUUGAGUAUCUCUGGAAGAGGCAGUGGUUCUCUCGCGUGUGGAUCUUGCAAGAGGCAACCGUUUCCCCGGAUGCCAUCGUCAAGUGUGGUGAAGACGAAAUCAGCUGGUCGCACCUCACUGAUUACUGGAGUUGGAACUCCAAGGCCGAUAUUAUUCCAACUCAUGCUGAAGCACCUUUCGUUAAUCGGGUUUCUUGGAAGAGGGAUCUUGCUAUGGAUCUAUUUAUUGCGUUUGCGCUGAACGAGGCUUCCUCGGCGACCAAUCCUCGGGACAAGAUCUAUGGAGUCCUUGCCUUUGUUAGAAAAAGGGACUAUAUCGACAUUACUGUGGACUAUUCCAAAGACGCUGCCGAUGUUUAUCUCGAUUUUACGACUGCGGUUCUGAAAGCACGGCCUGAUCUCGGUGUUCUUGUCCGGAGUCGCGGCGUUCGACCCAACUCAAAGACCAAUCUUCCGUCAUGGUCACUCGAUUGGGAACAUGACCAGAUGCAACAGUGGUGGUCCUGGACCUACUCUGGACAUAACCACAGGGCCAGCAUCCCCAGUCCGGCUCGUGCCACCAAAGAUUCCAAGGCAGAGGUCGAGUUUAUCGAGAACGACAAGGUUCUGGGACUUCUGGGAGCAGAGGUGGAUGAAGUUGUGGCCGUGGGAUUCGGCAUGCCUGAUGCUGAUGAGUGGGCUUGGACACAAACGUUUCGAGCCUAUAUCACCUGGCGUGAAGUUGCUCAGCUCGACUCCCCGGGUGUCUACGAACCCACGGGGCAGCCUCGACGCGAGAUGUUCUGGAGAACAAUGAAGUGGUUCACUUUGUACAACCCUGUUCGUGUGGAAGACGAGAAUGCACAGUUUGACGCCUUUGACAACCGUGUUGUCAUGCUAACAAGCUUUCUUCCUAAGCGAUUGUUUGGCAAUCAAGUUGGAGCUGCCCUCCUCACCUUAUGGGACACACUUCUUUCUAUAGGAGCGACCGUUAGAUUCUACACCACAGACCCGUCCUGGCUGUUUGACGCUUCUGCUGGAUGGGGGAGAGUCAUGUUCAGGACAUCAAGUGGUUACGUGGGUCUUGGGCCGCCUAACCUCAAGCCUGGGGACAAGAUCUUUCUGGUUAAUGGCUGCAAGGCACCAAUGGCCUUUAGACCUUCUGGGAAGCGGUGGAAGGUGGUUGGUGAGACGUAUGUUCAUGGCAUCAUGUCUGGGGAGGCAUUUGAUAGCAGCAAGUGUGAGAGGAUGUGGGUAGAGUGA
Molecule: messenger RNA, 1824 nt
Organism: Fusarium keratoplasticum
Lineage: Eukaryota; Fungi; Ascomycota; Sordariomycetes; Hypocreales; Nectriaceae
Product: HET domain-containing protein
Exons: 1
Coding region: 1-1824 (607 amino acids)
Source: RefSeq, a predicted model, not a curated record